GUUAUGUAUAUUUAUUAGGAAAGAGUCGCUUAAGCGUAAAACUAUAUCGCGGGUUUAACAUUGUUGUUGCCUAUGUAUGUGGAGAGAAAUAAAAAUUCGAUUUGUUUUAUUAAAUGGGAUGAAUGCGUUUAUGUUAUGCAGUAGGCAGUGACGUCAUUCACCGCGGAUACGUUUACUGUGCGAACUGCCGAAAGACUGUGCCUAACUAACCAAACCGUUGGUCGUCGAAAUUCAGGUUAUGUCCCGAUAAAUAGCAAAUGUAUUUAAAUGGUAAUUUAAUGUGAGAUUAUUUUCUAUGUUGCGGUGAAUGUAUAAUGAAAGUAUGCGAACUGAUCGAAAUCCCACGGUUUGACGAUCUGGAAAUUGAUACGCCCCUCGAUCUGGUUAUAGCUAAUAUGAUAUUUGACGCGGAUAAGUUAUGACGACCGAUUUAAGCUCAGCGUCGCUACCUCCUUUAUACAGAGACGUAUACGACAAGUGUUCGCUCAACGGCGACGCGAUCCAUACAGAUGUGUACAAGUGCCUUUUAUCCAACUUCAAUCUGGACCCAUCCCAACUCAAAACGAUAUGGGAUUUGGUCGGACCAAACGCGGACGGAAUUAUUACUAGGACCAAUUUUUAUAAAACGUUGGCGUUGGUCGCUUGGGCUCAGCAGGGCAAAGAAAUAUCCGAUAAAUUGUUUGAUACCUUUACGGGAACAGAAUAUCCUAGCCCCACGAUAUCCGACCUGUCGUCGAUCCAAACCCUUAAAGCGAAGCUGAUUUUGAAAAAUAAACCCGCCUCAAACUUCCACUACCACCGACUCGUCCAGAUGGACACGGUCAAUGUUCAGCUCGUGCCCGAAAAGAAGGGGCUGUUUCUAAAACAUUCCGAAUAUUUCGUCACUUCGCGCAGAUUCGCGAGCAACGUCACUCGAAGAUACACGGAUUUUGUGGUGUUGCAAGAUCUGCUACUUAACAGGUUUCCUUAUAGGUUAGUGCCGAGUCUACCUCCCAAGAAAAUAAUCAUAUCGGACAACCAGUUCCUCAAGGAGCGUCGCCGCGGUUUGCACAGGUGGUUGACGCUGGUGUGCAGACACCCGGUUAUGUCUAGGGACGCGCUGAUCGGUUUCUUCCUGACGGAUCAGGGCUCCGACUUCCAGACGCGCAUAAAGGCCGCCUUCCGACGAGUCCCGGAUGAAUUUAUGACGUCCGAUUUAGCCGCGAACGCCAAAGAAUUGUUGCCAAACGAUCACAAUCAGAUAGCUAUGAGCCGCGAAUGCGUGCACUCCCUCGUAAACACCAUCGGUAGGCUGAAGUUAGAAGCCGAGGCUAGCGUCGAGCGGGGCAGGGCUUCGGCCCGAGACCUCGAGGACCUCUCUGUCCAACUGAAGAACAUUAGUCAGACGCGGGUCGAAGAUACGCGCCACUUCGUCGAGAAUUGGGCGGAGAUUCGGACGAUUUUCGCCGAAGCCGCAGGCGAACUCCACCCGUUGAGUCGUGCCGCCGCCAAACAUUCCGACCUCGAGCAGGACGCCGUGUGCGAGAAGGUGGCGCUGUUGCUCGACGUCCUCGUCGCUCACAAGGAACUGUGCGAAAGGCUCGAGAAGGGCCUCGCGCACGACCACCAGGUGGCGCUUGCGAAAAUGCUGUCAUUGAAAAAGAAGAAGCUGCAGGGAGCGAUACGCGGUGCGGACACGGAGAGCAUCGAGCAACUCGAGACGAAGAUGCUGACCCAAGAGAACGUCAUCACGAACAUCGACCUGAGGACGGAUUUCAGUUUGUAUUGCGUCCACAUGGAGACGCAGCUCGUGUUCACUUAUUUGGGGACGAUGCCCGCGAUUCUGGCGAGUCUCAUCGAUUUGAAGACACGUUCGCAUUUUGAGCUCCUGGACCUGUGGCGCCAUCUGCAGACCCGGUACUGCGAAGGGGGCGGCGUUAACGGCAUGUGAUGGUCCGAUAUUAGCGGCAAAUUUAUCGAAUUCACGGGGGAAAACGUUAUCGAAUAUAUUUUGGACUAAUAUAUUUUGUUAUUGUUACUGUUACGUCUUAUUCAGUUAAUUCUCUCUGUAUGGUUCGGCGACGUUCGUAUGACACUCAAGCAAAUAUAUUUUUUUUAACUCUUGAUGAUAUGGGAUGCUCAUGAAGACGCGUUUAGAUUCAAAGGUAUCAUUUCUCAGGUUGAUGUCGCCUGUAUUAUACAGGGCGUCAAUUUAAAGGACAUUAAUUUUCAUUUAAAAUAUUACCCAGUGUUUUUUAAACACGUCGUAUCGUUACCGUAUUUAGGAUUAGGUUUUGGGUAAAAUACUCGCUGGUUACG
Cylas formicarius (sweet potato weevil) is the source of this 2298-nucleotide messenger RNA. Its product is annotated as sorting nexin-8-like. Lineage: Eukaryota; Metazoa; Arthropoda; Insecta; Coleoptera; Brentidae. Gene Ontology annotation, molecular function: phosphatidylinositol binding; protein binding. The record is from RefSeq and is a predicted model, not a curated record. The transcript is spliced from 8 exons. Gene Ontology annotation, biological process: retrograde transport, endosome to Golgi. Bases 419 to 1930 code for a protein of 503 amino acids.